CGUUCACGUUUGGUUUAUAUAGCAGUGGUGUGAGCGCAGAUCCUUCAAUUCAUCGGCACUGUGGCACAGCACCUCCUCUUCUCACUCAAACAAUGCAUGAUUUCAACAAGUGACGUCCAGUCGGCUCCCUCGUCGUCAAGUCCGAACCGGCAUCAGAAUCGGGUAGACGCCCGGAGACACCAAAAGCGCUGCGCAGAGAAGAGCGCGCACGGCGCACAUCACCGAGACACCAUGCACUGCCAAGCCGAGCUGAGGCUCUCCUCCCCCGGACAGCUGAAAGCUGCCAGGCGGCGCUACAAGACUUUCAUGAUCGACGAGAUCCUCUCCAAGGAGACGUGUGAUUACUUUGAGAAACUUUCUCUGUACUCCGUGUGUCCGUCACUCAUCGUGCGCCCCAAGCCUCUGCAUUCGUGCUCGGGCUCCAGUUCACUACGUGCCUAUCCUCUCCUGUCAGUGAUCACGCAACAGUCACACCCCCACCUCCCCCAGCCUUCAUCCCCUGGCGUGGUCCCAUCGCGCCUGUCCUUGUUGUCGCCACAGCACCCGCGUGGCUCUGAGCCGUCCCCCAACCAGACGCCCCUCAGCAUCAGCAGUGAGUCGGAAACAGAGCGAAGCACCCCCCGCCUGAAAAAACCACGACGCAGCCGUACCAUCUUCACCGAACUGCAGCUGAUGGGUUUGGAGAAGAAGUUCCAGAAGCAGAAGUACCUGUCCACACCUGAUAGGUUAGACCUGGCCCAGUCACUGGGACUCACACAGCUUCAGGUGAAGACAUGGUACCAAAACCGACGCAUGAAAUGGAAGAAAAUGGUGCUGAAAGGAGGUCACGAGGCUCCUACCAAGCCCAAGGGGAGACCCAAAAAGAACUCCAUUCCCACCACAGAGCAAAUAGAGGCUGAGGAGCGAAGAAUGAAGAUAGAGGAAGAGGAGAGGAUGAGGACAGCAGCCCAAGAAACAGCGCUGGGUCAUGAAGCACAGCUGGAACCUAAGGAUCAGAAAUCCAGAGUCCCGUCCCCAGCUGAUGAAAGUCACAAUGCAGCCGGGUCGAUGGAAGGAUCAGAGGUGCCACUACUCUUGGAGAAAGAGACUCAUGCAGCCAGUUAAGCAAGAAAA
Molecule: messenger RNA, 1113 nt
Organism: Thalassophryne amazonica
Lineage: Eukaryota; Metazoa; Chordata; Actinopteri; Batrachoidiformes; Batrachoididae
Gene: barx2
Product: BARX homeobox 2
Exons: 4
Coding region: 97-1104 (335 amino acids)
Biological process (GO): regulation of transcription by RNA polymerase II
Cellular component (GO): nucleus
Molecular function (GO): DNA-binding transcription factor activity, RNA polymerase II-specific; RNA polymerase II transcription regulatory region sequence-specific DNA binding
Source: RefSeq, a predicted model, not a curated record